AGGAUACCAACAUGGAAAACAAAAACAAAACCAACAACAAUAGCAUCUGCCGUUGAUCUUGCAAGGAUCGGAUCGAACCGCGAGGCGUUGCUCCCGUGCACGACGGUUUCUGUUCUGUUCUGUUCUGUUCUGUUCUGUUCUGCGCGACAUGUCGUACGAAGAGUCCGGCGGCGAUGCCCUGAUCGCCGCCUGGAAAAAGGAGCAAGAAGAAGUCGCCUCCCUCGUCCGGGUGUACAGAGACGAUUCCSUGGACGAAAGGGUGGUGGCCGGGGAACAUCCCGGGUUCCGGGUCCUGCUGCCUCUUUUUGGCGAAGACGGCGUGUCCCUGCCCCGCCCGGGGAAUCCCGGAACGCCGGAAGCACCCAACAACAACUGCUACUACGGAGGACUCGACGUGAGCUUUUCCAAGCCGGCAACCCACGAGGACGAGCAAGAACACGAGCACGAGGACCAACACCAUCCGCUCGCGGUGGCGGUGUAUGUGGUCCUCGACGGGCGGACCCUGGAAACGGUGUACCGCGACCAUCUUUGGUGCGACCCUUCCUCCGUCCCCUACGUGCCGUCCUUUCUGGCGGCCCGGGAGGCCGGCCCCCUGGUCGACCUGGUGYGGAGRCAGCGGUCGGYCCUGCCGGAAGUCACCCCGGCGGCSCUCCUGGUGGACGGGAACGGGGUCUUCCACCCCCGCCGGGCCGGCCUGGCGUCGGUCGUGGGGGUCCGGACGGGACUCCCGGCGAUCGGGGUGGCCAAGUCCCUGCUCUCGCUCCCCCUGCCCCCGCCGGCGAGCGRUGGGGACGGCGAUGGAACCGGCAAUGGCGGUGGCGACCAGCGCUGGACCCGAGACGGGCUGGACGCCCGCAUCGACGGCCUCUUGGCACGGAUCCAUCGCUUUGCCGAAACGGGGGGCCUCGGCAGCGAAAACAGUGUGGGCCGCAGCGCGAAAGAACGACCCUUUGCUCCCGCRAAAGGUGGCCCAAGGGGAUGGAUCCUGGCAAACCYAUGGCUURCCGGUUGGAACGACAGCGGCGGCGAGGCCGUUCCGGGCCACCGGCCUUUUUUUCCACGAAGAGAGGUCCUCCGCGAUCUUUCCGGCCUCUGCCGAGGCAUUGCUUUMCCCCUCGAGGCCGCCGCCACGCACCACGAUCGCUGGAGCCGCGAAAGGGCUGGUCCGGGGGAAACGGACGAUCCGUUUCGGACCGUCCUCGGGAACGCCGUCGUCGGCCACGGAGGCGGCGGGAGGGCCCGCGGCAGCAACAGUAGGAACAACAGCAACAACAGCGGCAACAGCAACAGAACCACCGUUGCCACCAAGCCCGUUUUCGUCAGCGUCGGCCACGAGCUGUCCCUCGCGGAGGCGACCCGGAUCGCUGUCUCGCUGAGCAAAUACCGGAUUCCCGAGCCGGUCCGGCAGGCCGACCUGUACGGCCGGGAACUGAUGCGGCGUGCGAGCCAAGCGGGCAAAUGACGAAUCGAACCAYCGGCAAGGGAAUCGUUGCCACCGACGAUCGGCGGCUCGGCUGCGCAGUAUCGUACGCAUGCAGUUAUCGAAUGCGAGUGCUUGCAAACAAAGAUUCGGUUCUCUG
Pseudo-nitzschia multistriata is the source of this 1580-nucleotide messenger RNA. The record is from the annotation of a GenBank genome assembly. NCBI's taxonomy places the organism in Eukaryota, Bacillariophyta, Bacillariophyceae, Bacillariales, Bacillariaceae.